Loa loa (African eye worm) is the source of this 1249-nucleotide messenger RNA. RefSeq names its product CAMK/PIM protein kinase. The record is from RefSeq and is a predicted model, not a curated record. Bases 1 to 1230 code for a protein of 409 amino acids. NCBI's taxonomy places the organism in Eukaryota, Metazoa, Nematoda, Chromadorea, Rhabditida, Onchocercidae. Gene Ontology annotation, cellular component: cytoplasm. Gene Ontology annotation, molecular function: ATP binding; protein serine/threonine kinase activity. Gene Ontology annotation, biological process: protein autophosphorylation. The transcript is spliced from 6 exons.
AUGUGUCUGUGCAUCUGUCUGUGUUUGUGUGUUGAAACGCAUCGUCAAGAGCAUGAUUACGCAAGCUUCAAGAAGCAGUACAAGCUUGGACCAGAAUUAGGACGCGGUGGUUUUGGGACUGUCUAUUCCGGGUUUCGUGUGAUUGACGGUUUGCCAGUGGCAGUGAAGUAUGUAUCAAAGAAUAACGUAACCGGAUGGAAAAAGAUUCCUAACACUGGUAAAGAGCUACCUGUGGAGAUAGUCCUUCUAAUGGAAUGUAGAAAUAUACCGGGCGUUAUCCAAAUGUACGAUUGGUUUGAACGAUCGGAUGGAUUCCUGAUUGUGAUGGAGCGACCAUCACCGUGCCAGGACUUGUUUGAUUAUAUAUCGGAACACGGGGCGCUGGAUGAAAAAAUUGCAAGGAAUUUCUUCAAACAGGUUGUGGAUACUGUGAAAGCUUGUGUGGAUGUAAAUGUUGUCCAUCGAGACAUUAAGGAUGAAAAUUUGGUUGUGGAUUUGAAAAUUGGACGCCUGAAGUUGGUUGACUUUGGUUCAGGUGCAUUUUAUAAAACGAAGGGUGAAAAGUUUACCGAUUUUGAAGGAACACGUGUGUAUAGUCCGCCAGAAUGGAUCUUGCGUUCUGAGUAUGAUAGCUGUAAGGCAACGGUGUGGUCGUUAGGGAUUUUGUUGUAUGAUAUGGUUUGUGGGGACAUUCCAUUCCAUCGCGAUGAAGACAUUGUUCGUCGAGGACCGUUAGUUUGGCGACGACAUAUUUCAAAAUGUUGCAAAAAUCUUAUUACGGAAUGUUUGAAAUAUGAUCCAGACGAACGUUGUGAUUUGGAAUAUAUACGGUAUCAUCCCUGGUUAUUGGAAGGCGACACAUCUCUUCCAUUGCCAAUAUCGGAGUUGAAUUCAGGUCGCUAUAAGUUAGGUAGUGUACCAGCUAAAUUAGUAACACACGCAGAAAAACAUCCAGCUUUGCGUUACGCCAUACCAAAUACUGGUGCGAGUGAAUCACAUUUGGGCGCUUUUGUUUACAUGUCUUCGCAGAACGGUCCUACAAUUAUUGGUACGAAAACGUCGUCGAUAUCUAUGGAAGGCCGUAACCAGCAUCAUUCUCCCGGAUUUCGGUCUUUUAUUGAUGGUUAUUCCGGAAAUCUAUCGAUUUCAUCAAGUUGUUCAAGUGUAAGUUCAGGAUAUUGUACCACCUCCUCACCACCAACAGGUUCACUUAUGUUGGGUAGUUAUUGAGCUUAUUGUCUUACUGAUA